Morus notabilis is the source of this 582-nucleotide messenger RNA. RefSeq lists its product as uncharacterized. The transcript has a single exon. NCBI's taxonomy places the organism in Eukaryota, Viridiplantae, Streptophyta, Magnoliopsida, Rosales, Moraceae. The record is from RefSeq and is a predicted model, not a curated record. Bases 1 to 582 code for a protein of 193 amino acids.
AUGGCUAAAAACCUGAAACUGAAUACAGUACCUCAUCCUCAACCUUACAAAAUCCUAUGGUUUCAAAACGGCAGCGGGUUCAAGGUAACGAAGUGUUGCUUAGUUUCAUUUUCCAUCGGGAAAACCUACAAGGAUGAGAUUUGGUGUGAUGUGGUGCCGAUGGACGCGUGUCAUUCGCUGCUUGGUAGACCUUGGCAAUUCGACCGAUGGGUGAUGCAUGAUGGCUUCAACAACACUCACUCAUUUGUUAAAAAUGGUCUCCGAAUCACUUUGGCGCCAGUAAAACCGAACGGAAUUGACGUAAAAAAAGAGUCUAACUUGUUCCUUAUAGGCUCUCAAACUUUAGAGUCUAUUUCCAAAGGUAACACUCCUGCGAUCUUAUUAGUUGUGAAAACAAACGAUUUGGUUUACUCAGAAAUUCCUGAACUGAUCCGUCCUUUGUUGGAGGAAUUUUCUAAUAUUGUGCCCGAGGAGAUUCCUGAUGGCAUGCCACCAAUGAAGAAUAUACAACAUCGCAUGAAUCUAGUGCUAGGGGCAUCACUGCCAAACAACGCAACCUAUCGUUUGAAUCCAAUCCAAUAA